Molecule: messenger RNA, 5616 nt
Organism: Aureococcus anophagefferens
Lineage: Eukaryota; Pelagophyceae; Pelagomonadales; Pelagomonadaceae
Exons: 3
Coding region: 1-5616 (1871 amino acids)
Molecular function (GO): oxidoreductase activity
Source: RefSeq, a predicted model, not a curated record
AUGGCCGAGUUGCUUGCAGCUAGUGCUUCCGGUUUGACCGAGGCCAGCGACGCCGAGACCGCCGCGACGACGCAGGACGAAGCCACCGACGACGCCGAGACCGCAACAACAACGCACGACGAAGCCAGCGACGACGGCAGCGACGGCGCCGACGAGCCGCUCGAGCUCGUCAUCGUCGGCGCCGGGCCCCACGCCCUGGCGCUGCUGCUGCGGCUCCUCGACGACGCGCCCGACGAGUCCGGCGACUUCUUCGUCGGCCUGGGCAGCGCGCCGCGGAGCUCGCGCAAGUCCUGGAGCGACCUCGAGAAGCGACGCUGCGGCGACGACGUCGCGAGGCGCAUCCUGGACCGCGUCCGCGUCGUCGACGGCUCCGGCGCGUGGCUCGGGACCUGGGACGCGCAGUUCGCGGCCCUCGAGAUCCCGCACCUACGGUCCACCUACGACCAGCACCCCUGCCCCUACGACUCCUUCGCGCUCCAGCAGUUCGUCGUGAAGAACGGCCGGGAGCGCGACGUCGUCGAUUUGGACGCGUCCGUGCGGACGACGCAGGAGAGCGGCGGCGACGACGGCUGCGACUGCGACGCGCCCAAGGGCAAGGGGUGCGGCUUCAAGGGCAACUUCCGCCUGCCUUCUACAAAACUCUUCCGCGACUUCGUGGACCACCUCAUCGACCAGUACCCGCGCGUGCGCGGCUGCGUGACCGAGGGCGUCGUCGACCGCGUCGACCGGCUCGACGGGCAUCUGGCGCGCGUCCGCCUGGCGACGGGCGAGACGCUCGUGGCGCGGCGGGUCGUGCUGGCCGUCGGCCCGGCGGCGGCGGCGCGCCUGCCGGACUGGGCCGCGCCGGGCCUCGGCGCGCACGCGUGGGACGUCGUCGCCGCGGCGGCCCGGGGCGAACCCGUCGUCGAGGCCGGGGACCGCGUCGCCGUCGUCGGCGGCGGCCUCACGUCGGCCCACCUCUGCUUCGUCGCCGAGCGCCGCGGCGCGAAACCGACGCUCCUCGCGCGGCGGCGGACGCUGCGCGUGUCGCAGUACGACCUGGAUUUGGCGUGGCUCGGCUGGCGCACGCGGCCGGGGAAGAUCGCGCGGUUCCUGUCGAAGCGGGCCGCGCCCGAGGACCGCCUCGCCAUGCUCCGGGCCGCGCGGCGCGGCGGGUCCGUGUCGCCCGAGGCGCGGCGCGGCCUCGACCGGGGCGGCACGGCCGUCGUCGCCGACGUCGACGUCGUCUACGGCGAGGUCGACGGCGGCGCGCGCUACCUCGACACGGCCGAGGGCGACCGCCUCGGGCCCUUCGACAAGGUCUGGUACGCGACGGGCGGCGCGCCGGGCGUCGCCGCGUCGCCGCUGUUCGCGCGGCUCCUCGCGGACCGGCCCGUGGCCGUCGUCGGCGGCUACCCCGUGCUCCACGCGUCGCUGCGCUGGGACGCGGACACGCCCGUCUACGUCGUCGGCGCCGCCGCGGCGCUCGCGCUCGGGCCCGACGCGCUGAAUCUUGCCGGCACGCGCAUGUCGUCGUGCCGCGCCGCGUCCGUCUUCCGCGACUCGCUCCGCGCGCGGUGCCUCGGAUCUCUCUCCGCGGCGGACGCCGCCGCGGCGGAGCUCGUCCGCGCGCGGCGCCUCGAGGAGCUCGUCGUCGACUUCGUGCCCAAGAAGGGCACCGUCGUCGUCCGCGGCCGGCCGGGCGACGCGGCCAAGGGCAGCGUGCGCAUGGAGAAGCAGUUCGAGGAGGCGGGCAUUAGCAAUUUCAAGCGCGUGCCGGCCUUCGACGGGAAGAAGCUCUUCGGGGACCCGAAGCUGCUCGCGUCCACGGUCGAGCUGCCGUCGGAGAUGAAGCAGUCGAGCGGCGAGAUCGGCUGCUCGCUGAGCCACCUGCGCGCGGCGGAGAUGGCGCUGGAGCUCGACGACGACUACGUCAUGGUCAUGGAGGACGACAUCCACCUGACCUUCUACGGCGCCUGGCGCACGACGGUGAAGGAGAUCGUGAGCCAGGCGCCACCGGACUGGCAGGUGCUGCAGCUGACGAUCAACAACGUCCGCGUGCUGCGGACGCUGCUGGGCCUGGGGUCGUCCUUCGUGCCCUGGCGCAAGAACCACUGGUCCACGGGCGCCUACCUCAUCAACCGCAGGGGCUGCCAGCGCGCCGUCGACGAGUUCACGCGGGGCCCGAACUCGUCGCCGCGGUACCGGCUCCCCGCGAACGUGCAGCUCGUGAGCGACGUGCUCAUGUACAACGGCCCCGGCGCCUACACGCACACGCGGCCCCUCUUCGACCACGAGAUCAAGGAGUCGACGAUCCACCAGGGCCACGUGGAGUCGUGCCACCGCCAGGCGUCCGAGCUCGGCGCGUGCUUCUACGGGCGCCUCGACCUGGCCUGGGCCGGCGGCGACGACUGCCGCGCGGCCGUGGCCUGCGUGCUCCGGGAGGCGGCGCGGCCGGACCAGCGCGCGCGCCUCGAGUGGUGGCUCCGGUUCCACCUGCGCGUCGGCUUCCGGUGGGUCGUGCUCUACGUCGACGCGCCGGACGGCGACGCCGUCGUCGGCGAGCUCCGGGCGACGUUCCGGUGGCUCGGCAAGGCCGUCGUCGUGCUGCCGCGGCCGCCGGGCGACGACACGCGGACCGCGGACGACGCGGUCGCGGUCGACGCGGCCGCGCGCGCGCGGCUCGCGGGCGCGUCCUGGCUCCUGCGCAUCGCCGAGGACGAGCUGCUCUACGUGCUCCCGGGCCGGUCCCUGCGCUCCGUCUUCGACGAGGCGCGCCGCGGCCGCGGCGGCGCGGCGAACACGAACGCGGGGCCCGAGCAGACGUUCAACGUGCGCUUCGACAACAUGGAGGUGCAGAAGCGCGCGUCCCUGGGGUCGGCGACGGCCCACGACAGCGCCUACAACUUCUUCGUCCGGGAGACGCUCUUCAAGCGGCGCACGGACCACGUCGACGGCGCGCCCGUGAGCCCCGCGGACGACCGCGCGUACUACGACCUGGUGCCCGCGGCCGCGCAGCUCCGGCGCCUGCCGGCGAAGCACGGCGCGGCGUCGGCGCCCGUGUUCCUGGGCCACGGCCGGGGCCGGUCCGCGGGGCGGCUCAGCGAGCCCGGGCUCGCGCCCGCGGGCAACCACGCGUGGCGCGCCGCGCGCGGCGAGCCCGCGGCCUGCGGCGGCGACCUCGUGUCGUCGCGCGCCUUCGUCCUGAGCUUCCCCUACUGCCACUUCGACGCCUGGAAGCGCGCCCACGGCGCCCGGGCCGCGGAGCCCAAGACGCCGACGUCGUCGUCGUCCGGCGGCAAGGCGUCGCCGACGUCGACCGCGGAUCUCCAGCUGGAGGACAGGCUCAACGGCGCGGAGCCGAGCGCCUUCGAGGCGGCGUCCGUCCGCGUGCUCCACGAGGAGGCGACGUCGGAGAAGCGCGCGGCCGCGCUCUACGGCGAGCACGUGCUCCUGCCGCCGGGCGCGCUGAGCGACGCGGCGUCGCCGCUCAAGGGCGACCCGAGCCGCCUGCCCGAGAGCUACGACGCGGCGGACCUGGGCCAGCACCCGCCCGUCGUCUUCGUGUCGCUGCCGCCGGGCUGCGUCCGCGCGGACUGCGGCGGCGCGUACGUGCGGCUCCAGCGGCGCGGCGGCGACGACGGCUCCGCGCUCUACCAGCAGCAGGGCGGCGCGCACCACCUCUACCGCAUCUCCAAGCCCUUCGUGGCCUGGAUGGUCGGGCGGACGCCCUACUCGUCGACGGCGGCGCUCGUCGCCCACGACCUCGCGCUCCGGCCCCAGGACGUCCGCGCGCCGUGGUCCGCGUUCGACGGCCGGCGCUGGGCGACGGUGCCGAGCGCGCACGUGCGCCUGGAGCAGCACGUCGUGUCGGCGACGGGCCACCGCUUCGCCGUAGUGUGUGCCGCGUCCGUGCUCGAGACGCACGUGGACACGCUGCGGGCGCUCAUGCUCGCGCCGCCGCGGUAUCGGCCGGACCAGUUCGACGUCCGGCCCGGCGCGCCGGACUACGCGACGGCGUCCCACGCCGCGGCGCUGGAGGCGGGCCAGGCCGAGUGCUGGGUCGCCAAGGCCGGCGGCGGGUCGCCGUUGGGCAAUUUUCUGACCGCGGAGCAGGCCGAGGGGGCGGUCGUCGCGGCCGCGAAGCGCCAGCAGCGCGAGAACUACCUGCUCGAGGUCCGCGACUCGGGCGCGGUCAUCGUGGACCUGCCGGCGUCCUGCGGCGCCGCCGCCGACGCCUGCGCGGGCGUCUACGUGCCCCACGACAAGGUCGCGAAGAAGGACGGCUCGGGCGGCAAGUCCGCGCCGGGGGGGGCGAAGAAGGGCCUGUCGCUCCGCGUCUACCGCCACGAGGAGGGCGCGCACUACCUCUACUUCUACGCGCCCUUCUCGGCCUGGAUGAUCGGCAGCCGCCCGGGUUCCGGGUCCGCGGCGCUGAUCGCCUACGACGGCGCGGAGCGGCCCGAGCUCAUCGCGCCCGACGCGCCGUGGCGCGUCUACGACGGCCGCGCGUGGCGCGAGGUGUCCGAGGUGCGCAUCCGCGCCCUCGCGGACCAGCAGUCCGGCGCCGCGAACGACGGCUCGACGCAGUGCGCCCUCGAGGAGCUGCCCGUCUACGCGUGGACGCCCAAGGGCGACACGAGCUCCGCGUCGUCGGGCGCCGAGGCGCCGCCCGCGGGCGACGUCGACGGCCUGCCCGUGCGGAACAAGAAGUACCUCGUCUACUCGUGCUGCGGCGACCGCGCCGUGCUGCCCAACUGGCUGAAGAACGGGAACCGCGGCUACGACCUCUGGGUGACGUACUACGGCACGUCCGAGGAGGACAAGUGGCGCGACCGCGCGGACGUCUACCGCCGCCGGCGCGGCGGCAAGUUCGAGAACCUGCAGGCGCUCUACCGCGAGCCGGGCGUCGCGGAGGUGCUGCGGUCCUACGACGGCGUCUUGGUGCUGGACGACGACGUCGUCAUCGACGCGCCGCGCAUCAACCGCCUCUUCGAGGUGCGCGAGCGGACGAAGCUCCACGCUUUACAGCCGGCCUUCGAGCAGCGGGGCAAGGUGUCGCACGCGAUGACGGCCGUGCAGCCGGCGAACCGCGUCCGCCUGACGAACUUCAUCGAGAUGACGUGCCCGCUCUUCUCCUCGGAGGCGCUGGGCCACUUCCUGGACCACUUCGACCCGGACCUCAAGGGCUGGGGCGCCGACUGGUGGUUCCUGACCAUCGUCGCGCGGACCAUGCGCGGCGAGGGCGAGGUCCGCGCGCCCGACGAGGAGCCGCACCCGCGGCUCGCGCUCCGCGGCGGCUGCGGCGUCUGCGACGCCGUGUCCUGCAUCAACCCGACGGACGCGGACAAGAGCGGCGUGCGCGAGAUCAACGUGCUCCAGGGCCGCGAGGGCCGCCGCGACUGCUGGAACCGCAUCCGCGCGCGCGAGAAGAUUUUGGAGUGGGACCACCUCGAGUUCGGCGCGGACGCGAAGCAGCCCGUGCGCAUCCGCGGCACGCGGUCCUACGAGCUCGCGCCGCCGGACCCGCCCGCGCCGCCGACGGGCGCCGUCGCGGACGGGUCCAAGGCCGCGCCGCCGCCGGCGGUCGACGGGCCCGAGGUCGACGCGGACGCGCCGUCGAAGGCCGCCCUCUAG